ACAAUUAUCCGGGUUUUCGAACGGAUGCGGGAAAACGAGUUUCCGACUACAGCCAAGGAAGUUAAUUAACCGCGAUGCGACCGAAGUUCGAUGCAGAGACAUAUAAACCACGGCCAUCACUUGACAUGAGUCAGUCAUUGUAAAAAGCGGUGCAUAAAAGCUGUCCGUUAUAAUUGAGUCAAAUCUUACAGUAGGUACGAGUGCAAACAUCGGGUAUAUCAAUAAAGUAUUUAUUCGUCACCCCUUUCACUGUGCUUCGAACCGAACAGUGCGCGGUCGAUUUUUUUAUAAUAUAAUAGUACAUCAGCGUAACGAAUUCGUUUAUAAAAAUGCAUUCACAAUAGUAGAGAAUACAUUACCAUCAAGGAAAAAUUUGACAACUGUAAUAACGUGUUAGAAAUAUCCCCGAUUUUAACCGAGGGGUGCAAACGAGAACGAAUCCAAAGAAAAUUAUUCGUUGAAAGAAGAAUAUCGUAUACAAUAUACAAACAAAUAAAUAAAUUCAAACAAGACGGGUUCCGAAAUAAAUCACGAUGAAGAUCGGGUUAACGAUAACAAUUUGUUUCACGAUAAUUGCUGGCUUGAGAGCAGAGGAUCCAUGCGACAAGGAUGAAAAGCGAUGGCAUUAUAGCUGUCCGGCGGACAAGGAUAACGACGACGUUUCCAUGUAUAACUAUUGCAAUGAUUUCGACCCUGUUUCGGUCCGAGUAAGUUCUUGCGUUUCCGUGACUAUAUCGGAAACUGGAAUCGGACUGGAAAACGAGGUGGAAUCCCUGACAGUGGAAAACGUGACAAAAGAAUUGCAGCUCUCAACGAUUUUUAGUGUACAAAAUAUGAGGCUCAUAAAACUUUUGAACAUCGGUAACAUACCGAAUAUCACACACUCCAGUUUCACAAGUGUCAACAGAAUAGGUCAACUUCAUAUAGAAAAUACGAAAAUCGAAUUUUUCCAUGAAACCCUAAAAAAAAUCAACAUCAGUGAAUUUAUUCUGAUAAACGUGACGAUCGAGAAAUUGCACGCCCUAGAAAUUUUCGACGUCGAGGGACUUAACGUAACGUUUAUCAACUGUCGGAUAACAGUCAACGGAGGUCCCGUCCAGCUCGAGAACUCUAAACAUGGAUCCAUCAAGCUGGUAAACACAAUGUUCGAGUUCGAAAAUUCGGGAAACAUGAGUCUGAAGGCAGAAUACGUCCAGGUAUUGAAUUGCACGUUUAUCCGCGCCUCCGUGAACGUCAUCGGCGAUAACAUCGACGUAAAUGACGUAUGCGGCGACAAGGCGAGCUCGGUGACACGCCGAUAUACCAAAAACCCCGAGAAUAAUGGCACCAAAAUACCUAUUCGGAUAUUGGAUCAGCCUGAAAAAGCCAAAGAAGCUAGAGGAGCAGCCGUGGGAAUUAGCUGUAGCUUAUCUUUAUGUCUCGUAGCAGUCUCGUACAUUCUUACAAUUAGGAUGUAAUAUGUGUAAUGCAAAGGCUUGAAACUCGGUGAAAGAAAUUCCCAAAGUGGAACUCUUGAUUCUAAUCAAUCGGUAUUACAUUUUUUCUUUUCCUCUGGAAAAGCCUGAAAUUGAUGUAUUUUAUGUAUAGACAAGCGUUCGAGGACGAAUAAUCCCUACAAUUUGAAAACUCUUAUAAGAAUCUUUUAAAGAUACUUAUACAAUUGGCAGUAAAAGUUUCAAGGAAAAACAACUUGUGGUAAAAAAUCUGGAUUGGAUUUCGCUGAUAAUUUUUUACUUGGUCAUUCUCUGGGUAUUUGAUUUUUGUCAUAUUCGUAAUUUGCGCUCCAGUUUUCGAUGUUUUCAAUUUAUAGUGUUUGUAUAUAAAUUUCAAACUCAGUAACGAUCUUUAUUUUCCGUUUCUAUCGUUUCCAUAAUUUAUAAACGUGUAAUGGUACGAUACUUGCUUGGUAGCAUUUAGCAAAAAUCUUAUCCAACAGAAUAAUCAGACCGUCCGUUUUCGAAAAACAUAGUAGAGCUCGACCUAUUGACAUUUUUUAUGUUUAUUUUUAUUUGUUAUCUUAUAAGUUUUUUCAAAAGUUUCCCUGAAUCUUAUUAAGGUAUUUGAUUUGCUUGCAAAAACCGUGGGCCAUAUUUUUUUUUACGCCUGCCGCUUAUAUUGCUGACCAUUCGUUAUUACGUAAAUAUCUAUAUUUUUAGACUAAGCAACAUUUCCUUCACAUUUUUAAUCAGUUAGUCAUAAUUCAAUAUGUAUUUUUUUCCUGAUCUCCUCCACAUUUAGAACCCGAAUGGGUAAAAUAUGUUACUGACAAUGAAACACUAUCAAGAACAUAUAAGCACAUUUUUACAUCCUUAUACAGGGUUUGUAACUCACCCAAGCAGUCUCAGUUUUUAUUAAAUUAAGUAAGUAAUUCCUCUUGCGUGGCUAAUUUAUUUUCAUCAUAUUCAUACUUCAAUACUUUUAAAUUGAUAUUGCCUACUAGUAUAUCUUGAGAAUGAUCACUACGCAAUUGAAUCCAAAAAAUAGAUUUCACUGUUAAAAAUUCGGAAAAACUUUAUUCCAUGCAUGGAACAAUCCAUAGAAACCGCAUUUAUCACUAUUAUUAGGGUUCCAACACGGGCUUAGAAUUGUUUAGAAAGUCUAGGUUAGUUAUCUUCAUUUCACAACUGUAAUAAUAUAACGUACAUGUGCGACGAAAUUUUUUCAAUAAAGUUGUGCCA
Molecule: messenger RNA, 2678 nt
Organism: Neodiprion virginianus
Lineage: Eukaryota; Metazoa; Arthropoda; Insecta; Hymenoptera; Diprionidae
Exons: 3
Coding region: 534-1457 (307 amino acids)
Source: RefSeq, a predicted model, not a curated record